AUGAUAUCCAAAAUACCUAAUGAGAUACUGCAUGCCAUUGCAGACCUAUUGGACGAGAAUGAUCUCAAUUCUCUCGCCCAGUCCAGCAGCCGUUUUCUCUCUGUCUGCAAUCCCGUCUUGUACCAAAAGAAUAUGCUAGAGUCUGAUGGCUGGGCACUUAUCUGGGCCAUUAUCAACCGCCAAAGCCACAUAGUGUCAUACGCACUCAGCACGGGAGCCACAGAGCUGGGUGAGGCGCUUGCAUUUGCCGUUGAAGAUGGACAGGAGCAAGUUGUGGAAUGGCUUCUGUCUGUCAAGUCGGCGGAUUUCUCCCCGAAAUAUAACUUUUAUGACCAGUUUGCCAACUGGACCUCUCAAGAUCACAUUGCUUCCAAGGCCACCGCAGCCAGCGCACGAUGUAUUGAGCAACUCAAAGCUCGUCAACAAUGGGGACAUCAUGGCACGUUUGAUACUUGGUCGCCUCUUGCACGGGCAGCUAGAGGAGGCCAUUUGAGAAUUGUGAAUCUUUUGAUUGAAUUGAACGGCGGCGGCCUAGCUGUCGAAGACUUGUAUGGGAAGACUCCUCUCUUCCAUGCUAUAGAGAGGGGCUUUUUGGAUAUUGCUAAGGUCUUGUUCAACACUGGGCAUUAUGACCUGAAUAUGACAGAUAGCAACUUCAGAACAGUGUUAUCAUAUGCAGCCGGCCUCGGCGAUAGUGGGAUGGUGCAGUGGUUGGUGAGCUGUGGGGCGCCAAUCAACCUCAAUUAUCAAGACAGAUAUGGCCAGACGCCGCUUCAUUAUGCUGUCGAGCGCUCCGAUAUGCUUACCGCGAAGGUGUUGAUCGAGACUGGCAGGGUCGAUCCACAUAUUACCAACCGAGAUGGUCAGACACCACUUGAUCUCGCUACUCAGCACUCGAAUGCAUCGAUCAUGAACCUGUUGGUCGAGUCCUGCAAAGUAGAUCUGGACUUUAGAAACAGCAAUGGUUAUGCACCGCUUUAUGAUGCUACUUGGUUCUCCGAUGUAUCGACACCAAUACUAUCUGUCAUGUGCAGCGAAGUGGCAAACAACGGUCAGACGACGCUUUAUGGCGCUCCUGGGAACUCGAAUACGUCGCGCUUAAAGCCUCUAAGCAACUUGAGGGAACUAGAUCCUAACCUUUCGGCGGAGCAAGGCCAGCGGAUGCUUUCACACGCUAUUCAGAAUUCGGAUACCACAACUCUGAAGCUUUUGAUCUUUUCAGACAAAGUUGACCUUGACUGGAUGGAUGAUAAAGGACGCACGCCGCUUUCACAUGCCGCUCAAUACUCAGACAUAUCCACGACGAAACUUUUGAUUGACACCGGCAGAGUCAACCUGGAUUCGAGAGAUGAAAACGGUAGAACACCGCUGUCAUAUGCCGCCGAGCACGGAGACACGUCGACUGUAAAGCUUUUGAUCGAUUCAGGCGAAGUCGAUGUGGAUUCUAAAGACAACCAACGGCGGACACCGCUUUCGUAUGCUGUUCAACACAUGGACCUGGUCAAUCUAGCGGCUUUGGUGAGAUUAUGGUAUGACGACCAUGCUGAAACGGGGCUCAAUCCAAAUACUAUCGUUCCCCGCAGAUCCCUUGCAGACACCUCAACCCUGAGGACUUUAAUUGAUUCCGGCAAAGCCGAUCCUAAUUCUCGAGAUCGAUACGGUCGAACACCCCUUUCAUACGCCGCACAGAUAAUGAAGGAAGAACCCCGCUUUUUGAAGCCAUUGCGAGUGGUAAUCUCUGCGACGGAGCUCCUUCUUCACACAAAGAUUGUGAAUUCUAAUCCUCGAGACAAUUAUGGGGAUACACCGAUAUUUGAACUUUUGGAUCUCUAUCACAUGCUUGAACUCAAGAAUGAGGAUCAGAUAUUGGACCCGAGCACCGUAUCCGCUGUUGUAACAAGAUACAACCGUCUUGUGAGAUUGCUGCUCGGACGUAGCGAGGUUAAGCUUGAUUCUCAGGAUAGCUCCGGUCAACCACUGGUUUUAUAUGCUGCUGACAACUGUGGAUACGACGUUGUGAGGCUUCUGAUAGACUCGGGGAAGGUUGACCCUCUGGGACUCUAG
This is a messenger RNA of Aspergillus bombycis, 2064 nucleotides long. Its product is annotated as ankyrin repeat-containing protein. Gene Ontology annotation, molecular function: protein binding. The transcript has 2 exons. The record is from RefSeq and is a predicted model, not a curated record. Lineage: Eukaryota; Fungi; Ascomycota; Eurotiomycetes; Eurotiales; Aspergillaceae. Bases 1 to 2064 code for a protein of 687 amino acids.